UCCCCCCGCGGCCCCCAGAGGGCGCCGGCGGAGCCUGCGGAAGUUCCGGCGGCGGGGCCGUCACUGCUGGCUCUGCCAGUCAACAAAGUGAAACAAAAUGUUAAUAGCACAGCUGAGUUCCCAGUUACUGAAGGCUUCGAGAAUUGCAGGCCACCUUUUGCCCAGGUCUGUGUCUUCCUUCCUCUGCUGCCGCGCCACGUCCGCCCACUACAGCACCCAGCCCCCCAACACGAGCGGGGCCCAGCCCCAGCAGUGGCACAGCCUGGACCCUGAGCUGGAGGAGAUCCUGGUUCCCAGGAAACUCUCCAUCAGCCCUUUGGAGAGCUGGCUGUCGGUGAGAUACUCCCUCCCCGAGGCAGAGGGAGCUCAGGGGGAGGUGGGCCAUGAGCCCGCAGAGGGGUCCGAGUGCCCCCCACCCGCCGGGGGAGCGGCCGUGGGGGAAGGAGGAGCGGCCCCCGGGGACACCGUGCAGUGCAAGAACGUCCUGAAGAUCCGCAGGAGGAAGAUGAACCGCCACAAGUACAAGAAGCUGCUCAAGAGGAGGAAGUUCAUCCGCAGGAGGAUAAAGGAGGGGCGCAAGAAGAAGCGCCAGAUAAAAUUCGAGAAAGAUUUGGAGCGCAUCUGGAAAAGGGCAGGUUUGAAAGGCCCUCCUGCAGGAUGGCAAACACCCAAGAUAUUCCUGAGGAGCUCAAAGCGAUAAAACCCACCUGUCUCGAGUUUUGACCUGUAAUUGUAAUUAAAAAAAAAUUAUAUAUUUCA
This is a messenger RNA of Empidonax traillii (willow flycatcher), 759 nucleotides long. It is a transcript of the gene AURKAIP1, whose product is annotated as aurora kinase A interacting protein 1. Gene Ontology annotation, cellular component: mitochondrion. The record is from RefSeq and is a predicted model, not a curated record. The coding region runs from base 98 to 700 and encodes 200 amino acids. Lineage: Eukaryota; Metazoa; Chordata; Aves; Passeriformes; Tyrannidae. The transcript is spliced from 4 exons. Gene Ontology annotation, biological process: mRNA processing.